This is a messenger RNA of Schistocerca gregaria, 1066 nucleotides long. RefSeq names its product proteasome subunit alpha type-5-like. The transcript is spliced from 6 exons. NCBI's taxonomy places the organism in Eukaryota, Metazoa, Arthropoda, Insecta, Orthoptera, Acrididae. Gene Ontology annotation, biological process: proteasome-mediated ubiquitin-dependent protein catabolic process. Gene Ontology annotation, cellular component: proteasome core complex, alpha-subunit complex; proteasome core complex; nucleus. The record is from RefSeq and is a predicted model, not a curated record. Bases 28 to 783 code for a protein of 251 amino acids.
UUGUUUCUUGAUAGAGCACGCAUCACCAUGUACUUGGUCAGAAAUGAGUACGAUCGAGGAGUCAACACGUUUUCUCCUGAGGGAAGGCUGUGGCAAAUUGAGUAUGCGAUGGAGGCUAUUCAGCUUGGAUCAACAGCGGUGGGUAUUCAGACACAAGAUGGUAUUGUUUUGGCUGCCGAGAGACGAAUGACGUCCAGGUUGACGGAACCCUGGUCGGUACAGAAAAUUUUAGAAAUUGAUUCGCAUAUAGCAUGCGCACUGUCUGGACUAGUUCCAGAUGCAAGGACACUGAUUGACCAUGCAAGAGUAGAUGCACAGAACUACUCUUUCAACUAUUCUGAGCCGAUUCCCGUCGAAUCCGUUAUACAAAGCAUUUGCGAUUUAGCUCUACGCUUUGGAGAAAACAACGAAGAUGAAGACGUCAUGUCGAGGCCAUUUGGCGUAGCUCUCUUAGUCGGGGGGGUCGACGAGAAAGGACCUUUUUUGUAUCAUACAGAUCCUGCCGGAAACUACACACAAUAUCUGGCGAAGGCAAUAGGAAAUGGAUCGGAUACAGCCCAGACGCAGUUGGAACAGCAUUACCAUAGAACAAUGUCCUUAGAAGAAGCUAAGACUCUCGCCUUAACAAUUCUUAAGCAAGUGGUCGAAGAAAAGUUGACGGCCGUAAACAUUGAAGUAGCUGUUGUACCGUUAGGGACAAAAAAAAUGGAAUAUCUUCAAGCAGAGGAAAUCGAGAAAAUCGUUGCCAACACCUCAAAUUCCGACUUGGCGAAGAGCAAAUAAUUUGUCUAGAUUAUUGUCUAUUGAGACAACACAAUGUGUCUAAAUUUUUUAUGGGUAAAAGCUAUAUCUUCAACGGCUAAGAGUAGUCACGCAUGUUUCUCGCCAUAUAAGCAUUUCAUUUCCUAGCAACAUUUACAUUCUGACCUCGUCUCAUGGUGAGCGAAUUUUCCCUCUUUUGUUUGCGUCCGGAUCAAUUCCGAUGUCAAAACUUCCUUUAAAAAAACUCAGGUCUCACCAUACUUUGUAUCUGAAAUUUUUUACAGUUUCAAAUGCGUACCACUGU